GUGCAUUUCUCCAGACAGCUUCAAACAGCCACUGCCCACCAGCAUCCAGCGGCCCCAGACUGGCCAUCCAACCCGGGCCCUCAAUGCCUCGUCAAGCAGUGCGUGUCGUCCUCGGACGCAGCGCAAAGGCAGCCUCGACACCCAGACUGCGCCCCUUCUCGACCACCCCGAAGCGCCGCGACGAUGACGCGAGCAAGCCACCGACCCGCCGCGACCGCUCCGUCGCAGCAGCCUCAGCCAUCGGCGCCCUGAGCCGGCCCUCACAACCCUCCCAGCGCCCCGAGGGCUCCUCGCCCGCGCCCCAGAGGAAGACCCUCAUCACUCGGGAACCCUCGGCCACCCCCCACUCGGCCGCCCUCGGCGCGCGGCUGGGUGCAAACGUCGUCAGCGUCCGAAGCCUGCCGAAGAGACGCGAGGGGAACGACUCCGGGCCCGCGGUGUUCCGCAGACUGAACUUCAGAAAGGACGGCUCCGGUGGCCCACAGGGCUCCCAGCGUCCGCAGGCUGGGCAGCCGGGCGCCAGUGUCGUGCGCGGUGGCUUCACACCGGGGCCCAACGGCCCUCGGUUCGCACGCCCCCCGGCCUUCAGGGGACAACAAGCAGGCGGGCCAGGGUCUCGCUUCGGAGCGGCUGGCGGCAAGCGGCCACCUUUCAAGCGGGGCGGCGGCGGCGCGAGGAAGAAGAGGGACGACGAGAAGAAGAAGGAGAGAGAGCAGGCGAAAGCGACGGGCAUGAAGGGGCUGUCCGAGGAGACCCAGGCGUACGCGCGCGAACAGGAGGUCGGCGGCCCGGAGGUGGUGUACACGCCGUCUGUCACCCUCGAGUCGCUCGUCGGGUGGGGGCCGGCGGUGGCCACCAACACGGCGCUGGGGCAGGCCGACAUGGCGGCCCGGAGCAUCAAGACCCUCGGCGGCGGGCGGGGCACCGACGAGGGGGAGCAGUCGUUCAAGAUCGCCGACGUGAAGAAGCGGCUCAGCGCGAACAAGCCCGUCUACUUCGCCAGUAUCGAGCAGAAGAGGGCGCUGAUCGAGACCCUGGCGCCCGCGAGGGCGGAGAAGAUGCUCAAGGCGUUCAUGCAGGCCAGAGUCGACCAGUGCCGGUUGUCCAGUGGUGAAAACUGGGGGGCCUCUGUGGCCAGUCUCAAGGCAUGGGCCACCGAGUAUGCCUCGAGCGAGGAGGGCAAGGAGAUGGUGGAUGUGGGCUUGAUCGAGAGCGGUGCGACACCUGAGAAGUGGCUCAAGCUGGUGUCUGCGUUCAAUGCCGUCUCCUGGAUGGACGGCGAGGCGGCAAGGUUCAAGACGCAAAACUCGGAGAAGACAAAGGAGGCGGUUCACAAGUUCGUCCUCAAGGGAGAGCACCCCGAGGUCAAGUACGCCGAGGACGUGUACAGCAAGCUGGCAACAUACCACGCCCAGGGCUCUACGUACACCAUCGCCGACGGCGCCAAGUUCGACGAGAAGAUUAGGAAGCUGAUCAAGGUGGCGCCCCCGGUCAGACAGGCUGCCCCCAAGGCGGCCGCCCCAUAAAGGCGAAAUUUACGGCAUGAACAGUAGGGAGAAAGAGGCAAGAGAUUGUACAAAUACAGUAGAAUAUACAAAAGUCCUGGUC
Messenger RNA from Diaporthe batatas, 1608 nucleotides. RefSeq lists its product as uncharacterized. Lineage: Eukaryota; Fungi; Ascomycota; Sordariomycetes; Diaporthales; Diaporthaceae. The transcript has a single exon. The record is from RefSeq and is a predicted model, not a curated record. The coding region runs from base 84 to 1526 and encodes 480 amino acids.